Aspergillus puulaauensis is the source of this 1602-nucleotide messenger RNA. Its product is annotated as carotenoid oxygenase family protein. Gene Ontology annotation, molecular function: carotenoid dioxygenase activity. The record is from RefSeq and is a predicted model, not a curated record. Bases 1 to 1602 code for a protein of 533 amino acids. Gene Ontology annotation, biological process: carotene catabolic process. The transcript has 3 exons. NCBI's taxonomy places the organism in Eukaryota, Fungi, Ascomycota, Eurotiomycetes, Eurotiales, Aspergillaceae.
AUGGACUCCACAUCGAAGACCUCCACCAAGGCGCCGUAUAAGAACUGGCCGAAUGAUGCUGCUUUCGAAGCAAGCACCACCUCACCAAAGCCAACCGAACUCAAAGUCAUCGGAAGAUUCCCACCAGAGGUAGCAGGUACCCUCUACAGAACCGGACCGGGACACUACAAACUCGACACGCCGAAUGGAGAGUACAAGCGCAGCCACUGGUUCGAUGGAUUCAGCCAGAUCCAUCGCUUCCAGAUCGUCCCUGACACAGAGGACCCAGGAACCUGUCGCGUAUUCUACACGUCGCGAAGCCAAGUGGACGAGCUGCUUGAGGAGGCCCGGAAGGGCAGGAAUAUUGACAAAUACAUUACCUUCGGGCAGAAGAGGGAUCCCUGCGUGUCGUACUUUGAGAAGGUCAAGACUAGUUUCCACCCAGUGGCACCGAGUAAUGAGCACCCGGAAAUGGCAAAUAUGUGGGUUACGGUGAGGCCUGAUAUGCCGGGGAUGCCGGGGGGUACAGUGACGGCUUUGACGGACGCGAAUCAGAUGCAGACUAUUGAUAUGGAUACUUUGCAGCCAGUGGGUGUUACGAGACAGACGGCGCUGCAUCCGGACUUGAAGGGUGAGAUGUCCUGUGCUCACGCUGCAUACGACCCAGUGACCGGAGAUUUAUACAAUUUCAACCUCGAAUUCGGACGCUCAGCCAAAUACCGCAUUUUUCGGACAUCUGCAAAGACGGGGAAGACUGAAAUCCUCGCCACCAUUGGGUCCGGGGCGAAGCCUGCGUAUAUCCACUCGUUUUUCCUGUCUGGGGACUUUGUCAUUCUCUGCAUCUGGCCGCUGUACUUCACUGGCUACGGAGCAUCAGUGCUUUGGGAGAGGAAUAUAAUCGACGCGUUGAAAUUCAAUCCCCAGGCAGAAACGACGUGGUUGGUGAUAGACAAAAAAGGGGACAGGGGCCAUGUCGCCACGUUCACUAGCCCUCCCUUUUUCAGCUUCCACACGGUGAACGCUUUCCAGGAAGAUCGUGAUGGAAUGGUUGAUAUCAUGUGUGAUAUCAUCCAGUUUUCAAGUGAUAGUAUACUGAGGAAUCUAUACUUUGAGAACAUCCUCUCCACUGGCGAGGGUAAGCCGCCUCACGACGGCGACAUACCGAGUCUGGUGCGGUACAAGCUCUCUGGUGUUCCCACACAGGGAGCCAAAAAGCAUGUCGCAGCAGCGGAGGUGGUUAUGAAAAUCGAUGCAGCUGGGGAGCUGCCCACUAUCAAUCCAAUGUACGCUACGAGGAGACAAAGGUACGCAUAUGGAAUUAUCGACAGGGGGCAUUCAUCGUUUGUGGAUGGGCUGGCAAAGACGGACCUGGAGACGGGGGAGAUCACCUACUGGAGCAAGGAACCACAGCCUCAUACUCCUGGAGAAGCGAUCUUUAUCCCUGAUGGGACGAACGAGGCUGAAGAUGCAGGAUACCUGCUGAGCGUUGUGCUGGACGGGGAGAACGGGCGGUCGUACCUGCUGUGUUUGUCUGCCAGGGACAUGACGGAGAUAGCACGAGCAGAGGCAGAGCAUGCUAUUGCGCUUGGACUGCAUGGACACCAUAGCAGUGCUGCCUACUGA